Molecule: messenger RNA, 521 nt
Organism: Sipha flava (yellow sugarcane aphid)
Lineage: Eukaryota; Metazoa; Arthropoda; Insecta; Hemiptera; Aphididae
Product: transmembrane protein 141
Exons: 1
Coding region: 196-504 (102 amino acids)
Source: RefSeq, a predicted model, not a curated record
CACAUUCGAGAUACAUAAAUUAUAAAUUUGCUCAAAACCGUCGACGUUCGAUAACGUUAAAUUGCUUAGUCAAUACACAUUUUAUUCGAUAAAUAUUUCUUUCGGACGACUGGCGGUCAUUCGUAUGUUCAUUGUACUUAUUGCUUUUUUUUUUCGAUAUUCGCAGGAUAAGGAUUAUGCCAACCGUCGAACACCAUGAAUAGGACCAGUGAGAAGAUACUGAAGGAGCACUUCGAAGAACAGCGACCAGGUUUCAGUUCGUACUUGGACUGCCUGACGAGGUCGUACGGUACCGGGGUCGGUGUGUUCGCGGCCACGUUCGCCGUCGUGCACGUUGCGCAGCAGAUCGCGGCCAAGCGGUUUCCACAAGUGAAGAGUACCCACAUAGCCGUGUCCACUGUGGCUGGUACCGUGGCCUCGUACUUCACGGCCAAGAACAAGGUGCGCGAAUGUCGAGAUUUGUGGGCCAACUGGCAGGAACGCGAGCGCGGGCGAUUGCCGUGAUGGUGUCGACCGCUCGU